Magnolia sinica is the source of this 558-nucleotide messenger RNA. RefSeq lists its product as uncharacterized. NCBI's taxonomy places the organism in Eukaryota, Viridiplantae, Streptophyta, Magnoliopsida, Magnoliales, Magnoliaceae. Gene Ontology annotation, molecular function: nucleic acid binding; RNA-DNA hybrid ribonuclease activity. The transcript has a single exon. The record is from RefSeq and is a predicted model, not a curated record. The coding region runs from base 1 to 558 and encodes 185 amino acids.
AUGCUAUGGGAGGUUUGGAAAGCUUGGAAUGCAGCAAAGUUCUCCGGCACCACGCCGUCCAAUCAGGUGUUGCGGGCCCGCAUUGCAUGGUGGCUAAACUAUUUCAACAAGAAGGCUGGGUUAAAGCAGGCUCAACCCCCUAGUAAGAACCGAUCCCUCUAUCCACGGUAUUCUCCCCUCUUCUCCCUCGCGCAAAUCAGCCACCCCAUUUCCAUUGUCAGAUGGCAGCGGCCCCCUGCAGGAUGGGUAAGACUUAAUGUCGAUGGGUCUUCCCUUGGGAACCUAGGCCCAUCAGGUGGUGGGGGUCUCUGCAGAGACAGUUCGGGGGGAUUUCUCUUUGCCUUUGCAAAAGGCUAUGGGACGCCUUCUAACACACAUGCAGAACUCAGAGCCGUUCACGAGGAUUUAUGUCUAUCCCUUUCAAAGGGGUACCAUCAGAUCAUUAUCGAAUCGGAUUUGGAGUUAAUUGUUAGGUUCCUCUCGGGCGCCGCAACCCCUGGGUGGAAUGGCUUUAUUGGAUCGCCAGGAUCAAUGAUCUGGCUGCCUCUGCCAGGGUGA